AUGGCUCUCGCCUUUGCAAAAGAACAAGAAUGGGAGGCUUGUGAGGAUUGCUUGGCGUUGUUGAUUUUUGGAUUGGUUUUGUUUCCAAAUGAUGCUGAUUAUGUUGACCCCGCCGCCAUCAACGUAUUUUGGGCUGUAAAAGUGUUGAACGUAGAUCCUACUCCAACUUUGCUGGCUGACGUGUAUUAUGCAAUCAAUGCACGUUAUGAAAAGGGAAGAGGUGCACUACGCUGUUGCAUUCCUUUGUUAUUUUCUUGGUUCAUGUCUCAUCUUUAUAAGGACGAUUAUUUGAUUCCGAACUUGGAUAAACAUGGAUGGGCUCAAAAAUUGAGGGCUCUUAAUGCUGACUCUAUACUGUGGUAUGCUAGAAGGUUGGAUAUCAGAAAAAUUGCUUAUAAAUGUGGAACAUUUCCUAAUAUACCGUUGAUUGGAACAAGGGGGUGUAUCAACUAUAACCCCUCUUUGGCUUUACGUCAACUUGGGCAUCCUUUAGAAGAGAAACCUUCCGAAGAAGAGUUGAAACAAUUGUUGCUUCAUGACAUGGGUAAAAAGAAUCCAAAGCUACUUCAGAGUAUCAUUCGAGCUUGGGGCAAAGUGCAUAAAAAAGAGUAUAGUAAGAACAAUGUUGUGGCCAGAGAAGCCUAUACUCAGUGGGUUAUAAAUAGGGUCCAAAUCAACAAGUUACCAUUUGAUAUUGAUCCGACGUAUAAGUCAGAUGUACCGGACCCGCUUCCUAUGUCAGUGGAAGAAGUGGAAGAACUAAAGGCCUCCCUUGAAAAAGCUCAGAGAGAAAAGGAAGGGCUAGAGCAUGAUCUCUAUGACCUUAAUUACGAGGAAAAUCAGUUACAAUAUGAGCUUAAGAAGAAAGAAGAACAGAUCCAAAAAAAUAACGAGCAGGUGGACAAAGAGAGGCUCAAAAGGAAGCGGGCAACUGAUGGAUUCAUAAGUGCAAACUUUAACCUCGAUUCCCACAAUCAACAAAUAAAAGAUGCUAAUCUGGAGAAUGAAAGACUAAGGGGUUGGUAUACCCAAGCAUUGAAAGACAAAAGGACAAUUGAAAUAGAUCUAGAAGCACAAAUCCAAGAGUUGAUUGGCAAAGCUCGAGAUCAAGAGGAUAAAAUCUAA
Messenger RNA from Vicia villosa (hairy vetch), 1125 nucleotides. RefSeq lists its product as uncharacterized. The coding region runs from base 1 to 1125 and encodes 374 amino acids. The record is from RefSeq and is a predicted model, not a curated record. NCBI's taxonomy places the organism in Eukaryota, Viridiplantae, Streptophyta, Magnoliopsida, Fabales, Fabaceae. The transcript has a single exon.